UUUGGGCAUAAACUAUCAACUGCUACAUUAGAAAUGUCAAAACAGACCAUAUGCAGAAGAGGCAGGCGGAGUGGCUUAUGUAUCCAAACCGGCUAGUAAUUAUCGCCGCUGUGUCCCUGUCCAAUGCCCAACCCCAGUCCUUCACCGAACACCAUUUGUCAUCACCAAAGCAGAAGCCAGAAAAAGAGGGAUAAUGUUCUUCAUCAUUUGCCAGACUUAGUAAGAGUAGUUCGAGAGUUUCUGGUUCUGAAUUCUGAUCAUCAUUUAAGGAAACCCGCGUGCCUUAUUUAACGUUUCUGCUACGUACAUCACACCCAAGCCACUUUGACAGCUGUUUUUAUCUGUCUGCUCAAGAAAAAUGAGUUCUUGCUCAGUGAUCUGAUGAUUCUCUGCUCUGUUAGCUGAUUUGAUUUGUGAGGUAACUGGGAAUUGAGCUUGUGACGAUGACCAGGAGGAGAAUAAAAGAGUGGGAAUUUCUGAUCCAACUGGUGCCAGCCAGACUGCCAGUUAUAAUUUGACCUAACAAUUCUUGCGAAGCCCUGCAAGAUGAGCUCAUUGCCUGCUUGUGGGAAAAAAGCAUCAGAAUGGUCCAUAAAGCGGAUUUAGUUAUUAUUGGUGUCUCAGUUGGUGUGGCUGUUGGAAUUCUUCUAGCAUCACUUGCGUUCUUUUGUGUCUGUUGGUAUAAAAAACGAGCUCAUCUUCGUCGUUGCGCAAAUGAGCGAUCUCUAGCAACUCUUCCAAUUCGUACAAAUGGCUUAGGUGCGAGCAUUGACUUAAGUGCGUCUAUAAGUGCUAAGGGACCAGAAAAUGUUGCCAAAAGUUCUCAGCAAAGCUGGUGGAGUCACCCUAGCAAAGAUCGCUUUGCUUCAGCAUCUGGCAUACUUAGAUAUGCUUACAAGGACAUUCAGAAAGCCACACAGAACUUUACAACCGUUCUAGGGAAGGGAUCUUUUGGUCCAGUGUACAAAGCCGCAAUGCCUGCUGGUGGAGUGGUAGCUGUGAAGGUUCUUGCUACCGACUCAAAACAAGGGGAAAGAGAGUUCCAGACAGAGGUUACGCUACUGGGAAGGCUCCAUCACCGUAAUUUGGUGAAUUUAGUUGGCUAUUGUGUGGAUAAAGGUCAACGGAUGUUGAUCUAUGAAUUCAUGAGCAAUGGAAGUUUAGCGAACCUUUUAUACAGCACAGAACGAACUUUGAGUUGGGAAGGAAGACUGCAAAUUGCACUUGAUAUUUCACAUGGCAUCGAAUAUCUUCAUGAUGGGGCAGUGCCACCAGUGAUACAUCGAGAUUUGAAGUCUGCUAAUGUAUUGCUCGAUCAUGCUAUGAGAGCUAAGGUUGCUGAUUUUGGGCUUUCAAGGGAAGAAGUUAAGGAUGGCAGCAAUUCAGGUCUUAAAGGCACAUUUGGCUACAUAGAUCCUGCAUAUAUAUCCACAAACAAAUUUACCACGAAGAGCGACAUUUAUAGCUUCGGUGUUAUCCUCUUUGAGCUCAUCACAGCUAUCCAUCCACACCAGAACUUGAUGGAAUACGUGAAUCUCGCUGCUAUGAGUCCAGACGGCGUUGAUGAGAUUCUUGACAAGAAACUCGUCGGGACAUGCAAUGUCGAAGAAGUAAGGAACCUGGCUGCAAUUGCUCACAAGUGCUUGCACAAAACUCCAAGAAAACGACCCCCCAUAGGAGACGUUUCCCACGCUAUACUAAAGAUAAAACAGAGACACACCGUGAAGAAAGAUACCUCGUCUUUUGCCCAAGAUGAUUUUUCAAGAAUGUCAAGUAUUAUAGAGAUUCAGGAAUGAGGAAGCUGAACUAUGAAAACAUGGCCAGCAUAAAUAUUAGUCCACACUGAUGACUGUUAGCAUUUAGCUAUAUCCUUCCCUUUUGCAAGCUUGAGUGCAGAGAUAUGGUUGUGUUCAUCUUCUUCAGGCUCAUUGGAGUCUGCAUUUCUUAAGAGGUUUACACAAUAGAUCGAGUAUUGAGUUUUCAGCUGAAGUAGUAACUUCAGUGUCAUAAAGCAGUAUGAAAUCCAAGAAAUAGAGAAAUAUAAUUUAAAGCUGAGAAUGUCAAUUACCUUAUUUUUGACCGUUAUAUUAACUGACUAAUUGUAUUAUUCUUCCCAAAAGGUUGAAUCCCCAACUCGACUUUCCACGUCCCGGUCCGACAAAGCAUUUGAGACUCUGGGAGGAUAUCAAGUAUGAUAUGAUAGUUGUGUUGCACAUUUAUAUUUUAUAACAAAAUGCUAUGGUGUUGAUUGGUACCAUACUUCCUAGUCAAAAAAUGUAGAGAUAGUUCAUAAAGAGUGAUUGAGUGGGUGAAAUAUUAUUCUUGUAAUAGAAAAUUAGAAGUUCAAUUUUUAGUACUCUGUAA
Messenger RNA from Ipomoea triloba (trilobed morning glory), 2364 nucleotides. Its product is annotated as calcium/calmodulin-regulated receptor-like kinase 2. The coding region runs from base 585 to 1796 and encodes 403 amino acids. The record is from RefSeq and is a predicted model, not a curated record. The transcript is spliced from 9 exons. Lineage: Eukaryota; Viridiplantae; Streptophyta; Magnoliopsida; Solanales; Convolvulaceae. Gene Ontology annotation, biological process: protein phosphorylation. Gene Ontology annotation, molecular function: protein kinase activity; ATP binding.